UCCAUAGAAAGAAACAGAGACUUACAGGCAGUGGAAGAAAGUGCGAAAAAAAUCAAAAAAAAAAAAAAAAUCAUCUCCCAUUUUCUUCAAGCUUCGAUCCUAGUUUUAUUUGGGUAUGAGUUAGGAUUUUCGGCAAUAAUUACGUCGUGGGUCAGCUAAAUAUCUCAGAUUUGAAAGAUUUUUGUCUAAAAUCUUGUUUGAGGUCCCAUAAAACAACACUGCCAAGUAGCGACCAAUUCUUUGCCGGUGAGGAAUACAAGUGAUUUAAGUUUCUGUACUAAUGGCGGAAGCUGCUGUAGAGUUUCUGUUGGACAAACUAUCAGCGGUGAUCAGGGAAGAGUGGUCACUCUUGGGAGGGAUUAGAGAAGACGCACAAUACAUCAUGAAUGCCUUGAAUCGUCUAAAGGCAGCUUUGAGAGUUGCUGACGAGAGGGAAGAAAUGGAUCCUCAAGUUAAAGCUUGGGUGAAGAUAGUCCGGGAGCUGGCUUAUGACACCGAAGAUGUUCUUGACGAAUUCCUGUUCCGCUUUGGAGGUCGCAACACUGGUGGAGGAUUGUUCACUAAGAUGAAGAACAAAUACAAUUCUGCCAAGAACUUGAGAGCUCAGCACAGGCUUGCACUUGCACUGCAAAAGAUCAAGGCCAGAAUCAGCGAAAACUCCCAAUAUCAGCCAAUCUUGCCAACAACAACUGUUCACAACCAACAAUUGCAUGGCCGAUGGGAUACCGGUAUUCCAGAAGAGUCGGAUCUGGUAGGUUUUGAAAAUUCCAAGCAGUCUCUUAUUCAACUCCUUCUUGGCGCUGUUGAUGAUGAUUUGAGGGUUCACUCUGUGGUGGGCAUGGGGGGAUUGGGGAAGACCACUUUGGUUAAAAAGGCUUAUGAUGAUGCAAAAGUGAAAAAACACUUUCAGUAUCGUGUGUGGGUUACUGUUUCUGAAACAUUCAAGAUUGGGGAGUUGCUGAAAGAUGCAAUUAAGCAACUAGUGAAGCAAACAAAUAAAGAACUCCCACCAGAUUUUGAAACCAUGGGCUUUACUCAAUUGAAAGAUUUUGUUAUAAACAUUCUUUCAGAGCAAAGGUACAUCAUUGUUUUAGAUGACGUAUGGAGUUUUGAUGUUUGGGACGCUAUCAAAUAUGCUUUUCCUAGACAAAAGUUUGGUAGCCGAAUAGUUAUCACUACAAGGAAUAGUGAAAUAGGGCGGGAUGCAUGUCACCAAACCCAAGGUGAUGUGUACGAGUUGAAGCUUUUGUCUGAGAAAGAUUCAUGGGGAUUGUUUUGCAAAAAAACAUUUUUGAGUGAUUCAUGUCCUCCACAUUUGGUGAACAUUGCUGAAGAUAUUGUAAAUAAAUGUGGUGGUCUGCCUCUAGCGAUUGUGGUAAUUGCCGGUAGUUUGGCUACCAAGGAUAAGGAUAUUGCAGUAUGGAAAAGUUUCCAGAAUGGUUUGAACUUCCAAUUGAAAACCAAUGACAGGAUGAAAAACUUGAAAAAUCUAUUAUCCUUGAGUUACUAUGAUCUACCAUAUUAUCUAAAGUAUUGUUUCUUGUACUUUAGCAUCUUCCUUGAGGAUGCCAUCAUUAAAAAAAACAGAGUCAUUCAACUAUGGAUUGCAGAAGGCUUUGUCAAGGAGGAUGAUCAACAAGUGAAAGAAGAAGUUGCUGAAGCUUAUCUCAAUGAGCUAAUUCAUCGAAAUUUAAUUCAAAUUGCAAAGAAGUCUCAUGCGGGAAAGAUUAUUGGCUUACGAAUCCAUGAUAUUUUACGAGAAAUAAUCCUUUCAAAGGCAUUAGAGCAAAACUUUGCAGUCAUCCUCACUGGACAGAACAAAGAAUGGUUCGACAACAAGUGUCGACGCCUAAUAAUCCACAGAUUUGAUGAUGACAUUCUAAAGAGCACUUCCUCCAAAAGUCAUAUCCGUUCUUUACAGCUCUGUAAUGAUGAGGUACCACUGGUUUCAUUAUCAAAGCUGUUGUCUUUUGAUUAUUAUAUUCCUCUGAAGGUGUUAGAUUUAAGAGGUACUCGUAAUCUAAACAGAAUUCCAAAGGAAGUUUUCAAGUUGUUUCAUUUGAAGUAUUUGAGUUUGAGGAACACAGGGUUAAGAAAUGUUUCUAAAUCCAUAGGACGUCUUCAAAACUUAGAAAUUCUUGACCUGAAGUACAUAGAUGUGUUUGAGUUGCCAGUUGAGAUUGGAAAACUUCAUAAACUCUGGCAUCUCACUGUGGGCUCUAUUCAUAAUGGUGCUGUUUGUGCUCCUCUUGAGAUCGGGAGAUUGUUGUUUUUACAGAGGUUGAGUUAUGUACAAGCAAAGGAAACUAAUGGCGUCAAAAUGGUGUCUGAGAUAGGUAAUCUAACACAACUGAGAAAGCUUGAAGUUACAAAUCUGAGACAAGAAGAUGGAAAAGAAUUAUGUUCAUCCAUGGAAAAGUUGACAAACCUUAUCUCUUUAAGCCUUGUGACUGCUCAAGAAAAUGAAAAUGAGAUCCUUGAUAUCCAACAUUCGUUAUCUGCAGUUCCUCUUUGUCUUCGUACAUUAAAAUUGGGUGGGCGUCUAGAGAGGAUCCCUCAAUGGUUAUCUUCACUUGUAAGCCUAACUAAACUACGGUUGUGGCGUAGUUGUGUUCUUGAAGAUCCACUACUGCUUCUCCAAGAUCUACCCUUGUUAGCACAUCUUGAACUCUGGGACUCUUAUGAAGGGGAAGGGUUGUGUUUCAAAGCUGGAAAGUUCCCAAAGCUCAAGUUUUUGGGUAUUGGUGUUUUGAGGGCACUGAAAUGGAUAAUGGUGGAGGAAGGUGCAAUGCCCCAUCUUGAAGAGCUCUGGUUGCGUGAUUGCAAAUUGCUUGAACAGGUACCUUUUGGUAUUCAACAUUUGUCUAAACUCAAUUCAUUUGUAUUCAUGGGUAUGAACGAUACAUUGAAGCUUAGUUUAAAACCAAAUGGGGAAAACUACACAAAAAUAUCUCACAUUCCUCACAUUAAAAUUUAUAAAUGAUGAGAUAUAUAAUGCAUUUUCUGAAUGACCAGAAAGUGUAGUAUGUGCAAAUGUCCAUGUCUGUAUAUAUAUACACUUUGUUAUUCAUAAAAAAAUAGUGUUCUAGUCGAAUUUGAUUUUGUAUUUAAUUGUACUUUAUUUUAAUUCAAGUGUUUAGGGAGUAAAUAGAAGUCUUGAACAUCAGAGCUCUUUUAAAUAUGUAUAUUAAUUGAUUGUAGAUUAUCAUAUGUUUAUAAUUUUA
Ipomoea triloba (trilobed morning glory) is the source of this 3224-nucleotide messenger RNA. Its product is annotated as disease resistance protein RPM1-like. Bases 281 to 2983 code for a protein of 900 amino acids. The record is from RefSeq and is a predicted model, not a curated record. Gene Ontology annotation, molecular function: ADP binding. The transcript has 3 exons. Gene Ontology annotation, biological process: defense response to other organism. NCBI's taxonomy places the organism in Eukaryota, Viridiplantae, Streptophyta, Magnoliopsida, Solanales, Convolvulaceae.